ACCAUGACUACUUCUGGGCAUGGAACAAAGAGGAUGCUCUCCCGGGGCCCCGCGCUGCUCCUGGCGCCGCUGCUGCUCCUGUGCCGAGUGGUGGAGAGCCGAGGAGGGAUCAUGGACAGCAUACAGAGAUUUUCAAACCUGCCAACGUAUCUCCCUGCGAGCUAUCAUAUCUGCAAUGCUGAUGUGUUCUUCUUCCUCAAAGAAGCCAACCAGGAUAUCAUGAGGAACUCCAGUUUGCAGUCUAGGGUGGAUUCAUUAUUUAUAUACAAAGCCAAACUGCCACCUGUCCUAAAUGCCACGUAUGGACCCUUUUCUGUUGAACAGGCUGUUCCCUUGGACCUCAUGCUGACUUCUGCAUCUUUUGGUUUCACAAAUAAAUUCACUUUUAAUUGGAAAUUAAAAUCUCACAUAAUUGACAGCUCAAUCUAUUCCAACAAACCUAAAAUACAAACUUUGUUCUACAUUGCGGGGAAGGACUGGGAUGACUAUAAUUCUGCUGAGAGAUUGCCUUGUGUGAAGAUGUUUGCUUUCCUGGAGUCUAGAGAAGUUAUGGCCAGCUGUAGAUUGACAGGUCAUCUAGGAUUGUGUGUUGCGGAGCUGGAAUUAUCUCCUAGCUGGUUCAGCUCCCCUCCACCCCUGGUUUCAGAGGAAACAGCCUCCCUGGAAGGGAUUACUGUGGAGCUCUUCUAUAAGAUUUAUGCAGCAGAUGGGGAAUGUUCUCCAGAGGAUGCAAAAUGGGAAAACAAUAUCCAUGCAGGUCAAGAUAAUGAACCCAAGGCUUUGUCAGCUAUGGAGAGGAUUGGUAGCAUCAUUGUUUACCCAAAUCAAGACCAAUUAAGACAGUCUUCACUGAGGCUAGAUGAAAAUGUCGUUAUUCGCUUACCACUCAACCCAGUCAGAGAAGGUGACGUUGUGACCUUUCAUAUUUCCUUGGCUGAUGACUCUCUAGCAGACCAGUUUGUAUUAAGGAUUAGGACAGCCCCAGGUGUGAAGAUCCUGGACAUCAGAGUCAGUGAUGCAGACCAGUGGGGUGUUCAGGAAGAGACGGACAGCGCGAGGAGCACUGCCACCAUCACGUGCGUGCACAACGACCCCAACGCAGAGAACAGAGCAAACAUGACCUCCUACGAGAUCCUGCAGAUGGACUUUGAGAUUGAUAACACUAGCAGCCUGGCAGGAGCCCAGCAAAUUACCUGGCAGGUGGAAUACCCUCGAGAUGACUCCCUGAGUGAGCUGGUGGUCUCCGAGAUCUUCGUCAGCCGAACCAUGUUUGUGGGAAUUGUUCCUCUUGCGAUGGACACAGAGGUCCUUAACACGGCCAUUCUGACGGGCAAAACGGUGUCUGUUCCAGUCAAGGUGGUUGCUGUGCAGGAGGAUGGGUCUGUGGUUGAUGUUUCGGAGUCCACCGAGUGCAAAUCAGCUGAUGAAGAUGUCGUAAAGGUUUCUGACAGGUGUGACUCCAUCUUUGUUAAUGGCAAGGAAAUGAAAAGCAAAGUGGAUACUAUUGUUAACUUCACUUACCAGCAUUUUACCACGCAGCUAGAAGUGACGGUCUGGGUGCCACGGCUCCCGCUGCAGAUCGAGAUCUCUGACACAGAGCUGAGCCAGAUCAAAGGCUGGAGGAUACCUGUCACUGCCAACAAGAGGCCUACCCGUGACAGUGAGGAUGAAGAAGAUGAUGAGAAAAAAGGAAGAGGUUGUACCCUCCAGUAUCAGCACGCCAUGGUGCGAGUUCUCACACAGUUUGUAGCUGAAUCAUCUGAGUUUGGAGGCCACUUGACCUAUAUGCUAGGCUCUGAGUGGCAGUUUGACAUCACUGACCUUGUGACUGAUUUCAUGAAGGUAGAAGAACCCAGGAUUGCUCAGCUUCAAGAUGGCCGAGUUCUGGUUGGUCGUGAGCAUGGCAUCACCACAGUCCAGGUUCUGUCACCUCUUUCGGAUUCCAUCUUGGCAGAGAAGACAGUGAUAGUUCUAGAUGACCGUGUAACCAUUACAGAUCUAGGAGUACAAUUAGUUUCAGGCUUGUCUCUCUCCUUACAAAUCAGCAAAGGAAAUAAGAGAGCUCUUGUUUCUACCACCUCUGCAUAUGAUAUCCUUCAUACUCCAAAACAGGAAGCCAUAGUCAGUGCUUGGAUUUUGUUCAGUGAUGGGUCAGUGACACCAUUAGAUAUCUAUGACUCCAAGGACUUCUCCAUCACCAUCACUUCACUGGAUGAGAUGGUAGUGUCUGCACACCAAAACCUUCAGUCCAAAUGGCCUGGGGUCGUGGCGGAAGGGGAUGGGCAAGGACCUUUGAUUAAAAUUGAAAUGGUCAUCAGUGAGACGUGUCAGAAGACUAAGAGGAAGAGCAUUCUGGCUGUUGGGAAAGGAAGUGUAAAAGUGAAGUUUGGUCAAAAAGAUUCUGACCAAAAAGGAAGCUCUAAUGACAUAGAUGAUGUGGAUAGAGAUUUUAAAAGCCAUGUGAGCAAUUCUAUAGAGAAACCUGCAGAACAAGAGAGGACAGCACAAGAAUGGUCCAAGAACCACGAGGACGUGUCCAGUUAUGAGGACAAUGCAAACAAAAGCACAACUUUCAUGUCUCCCCUUGAUCAGGAGUCCCUGGAGGAUGGCCAGCUCCAGAAUAGCCCAACUGCCUUCACAGGUUUCCCUGCACAAGUAGAAAUACCAGGAGAAAACAAUCCCAGCGAUCUCACAUUGACUUCAAGAGGAUUAACAGAUCUGGAGAUUGGCAUGUAUGCCCUGCUCUGUGUGUUCUGCCUAGCAAUCUUGGUCUUUUUGAUUAACUGCGUGGCGUUUGCUUGGAAGUACAGGCAUAAAAGGUUUGCUGUGAGUGAGCAAGGCAACAUCCCCCAUUCCCAUGAUUGGGUCUGGCUUGGAAAUGAGGUUGAACUGCUGGAAAACCCAGUUGACAUUUCGCUCCCAUCAGAGGAGUGCACCACCAUGAUCGACAGAGGAAUGCAGUUUGAAGAAAGCAACUUUCUCCUUAAUGGGAGUUCUCAGAAGACUCUUCAUAAUCAUAUCCUCAGAUCUUCUGAGUACCUUUGUGAAAAAGAAGUUAAAAGUGAACCUAUAAAUCCUUCUGGGCCAAAGCAGAAGCGAGUAAAGUUCACUUCAUAUACAACAAUACUGCCGGAGGAUGGAGGCCCCUACACCAACUCAAUUCUAUUUGACAGUGAUGACAAUAUUAAAUGGGUAUGCCAAGAUAUGAAUCUUGGUGAUUCCAAGGAACUUAGGGACUAUAUGGAAAGACUGCAAGACAAUAUGUAAAACUACUUUCUUAUGUUUGUAAUCACCUUUAUGCCUUCUGUUUAUGGAUGGUGGAGCAGUCAGUCCAGUCAGCAAUAGGAACAAGACAGUCCAACCUUGGAGUUACUGAGAUGAUAACCUGGUAUCACUGAGCAGGUACAAGAGGCUGGCUGAGUUAAACCUGUUUCACCACAAACCAGGAUGUGCCCCUAAAACAGCUACCUGUAGGUGUUGGAGGUGUCACACACCAUGGCUGUUUUUGUAUACUGCCUGGUACUAGCAAAAUGCUAAUACAACUACGCUCAGACUCAGAGGAGACUUCAUUUGUCUGUCAUCUCUCAUGAUAAAUGGUGAAUCAGAAAAGAAAGGGAUAUUUGUUUGCAUUGAUUUUUCUAGUCGUCGUCCUUUGUAAAGCACAGUGAACAUUUCUUGCUUAUGGCCUGAAAGGAGGCUUACUGUAAAAGGGAUCUGAAUUAAUCUAAUUUUAUUGCCUAUGUGCAAUGCAGCCAAGUAGUCUUAUUAUUUUUUACAGAUACAAAACCCCCCAUGUGGUUAAUUUCCUUUCCGAUUGUUAUGAAUUUUAUUUGACUUAGGGAACAUUAACUAUUUUCUUUGAAGGUUUUUUUUUCGUUGUACCAAAGUGCAGUACAGUAAUAUUUAUAAUGGUUUAAGUUUUCUGUUCAUCUGCAUCAGCCCCUAGAGAUACCUCCUUCAUCACUGAUCAUCUUCUUUCCCUUGGGUAUAUGGGUCGUUAGUAUUUGCAACAUAGAAAGGUGUUAGAACUCUUACUGGGAAAGGGUUGUAUCUUCUUACAGGGAAUUGUAAAUACAAUAAUAAACCCUGGAAAAUAAAAACCAAGGAGUAGCCCUGGGUUUACUUUUGUCAUUGCUAACAUGAAAAAGUAACCUGCAACAAAACAGCACAUGCUUCAAAGGAAAGUGCUUUGUUGAAACAGCAGCUUGGGUGACUAUACAUCCUUAUCAGAAUGAGAAAGGCAAAUGAAGUAUUGAAAUGCAUAGAACGGGAAGGAGAUUUCCUGGCAAAUAAGCAAAGGCUUGGAGUCACUGGUACUCUGUACUAAUCAGCACACUGAUGGAAGAGUUUAGCAGGACAAAGAAAUCCAUACUCAACGGUUAAUAACCCAGACCUUGUCUAAAACAUCUCUGACCUAAGGCUGGUAGAGAGAAAAACUUUUUGCCAUGUUUCACUUAAAAAGGAAGAAUGAAAGAAAAGACACACUAGGCACAUUAUAAAAUGACUGCUCCCAAUUUUAACAAGGCAAACAUGCUGGAGAUUCAGAUCUGUCAUUUCACAUGCAUUACAUGUACAUUUUUACUGAAGGAUGACUGCAAUAAGUUGAAAAUUACAGUUAGAAAAAUACUGACUCUACAUAAUACUUAACAAAACCAACAAAGCACAUCUUCUUGUGAUGGAUCCCGUGCAAUAAACACAAUAUCCAAAUUACAACUUCCUUGCAAACUGUCAUUCCCAUAUUUUAGGUAGAUCAAGAUGGGAUUUAAAUUUUAUGAUUCAGUUAUGACAUUAGAACAGACCAGACAACCUUAAUUGUGGAAAAUUCUGCAUUUGGAUCAUAAUCCACAACUGGUCACAGGUUUAGUAUAACUGCUCAAAACAGAAGAAUUUCAGUGGUGAGACUAGAAAGUGAGGGCACCAGGCUUAUAAAAGUGACUAGAGACUUAUGUUUGCUGGCACUGAACUGCAUAGGGAGGGGAUGGCAGCUCUUAUAACCUAAUUUUAGGUAGAGAAAGUAAUAGGCCACAGAGAUGCUUCUGUUUCAUAAGGGAUGCAGCACUUGUGCAUCAAAUGAAAUCUUGGGUUAUUUAAUAAACAUUCUCUCCUCUUUAAACGAUCCAGACCUCAUAAAAGCAUAAUAAUUUCUACUCUAAUCCUUAUCACUAACAUAAAAAUCCCUUUUUAUAAUUUGACAUCUCUUCCCAACACAUUAUUUUGUAUUUGGCCCAACCAUAAAUGAAGUGUAUUGUUUACACAAGAGUAAAUAUGAGUAUAAACCAACCACAACUAAAUCUAGUAUUGAAAUCAGAUGAAACAACUUCCUGAAGGUAGCUGCAGAGGGCAACCACACAACUGGUGUAAUGAAUGCAUAUAAUAGAAACACAGAAUGGUUUGGGGUGGAAGGGACCUUAAGGACCAUCUAGAUCCACCCUCCCCCCCCCCAGCAUGGGCAGUGACACCUUCCACCAGACCAGGUUGCUCCAAGCCCCAUCCAACCUGCCCUUCAACACUUCAAAGGAUGGGGCAGCCACAGCUUCCCAGGGCAACCUGUGCCAGGGUCUCACCACACUCACAGUGAAGACUUUCCUCCUAAUGUCUAACCUCAACCUCUCCUCUUCCAGUUUAAAGCUAUUACCUGUCACUACAAGCCCUUGUAAAAAGUCCCUCCCUAGCUUUCCUGUAGCCCCUCUUCAGGUACUGGAAAGCCACUGUAAGUUCUCCCUGGAGCCUUCUCCAGACUGAACAACCCCAACUCUCUCAGCCUGUCUCUAUAGCAGAGGUGAUCCAGCCCUUUGAUCAUCUUUGUGGCCUUCCCCUGGACUCACCCCAAGAACUUUAUGUUCUUGUGUUGUGGGUUCCAGAACAAGACACAGUGCUCCAGGUGGGGUCUCGUGAGAGUGGAGUGGAGGGGAAGAAUCACCUCCCUUGACUUGAUGGCCACCAGUUCACCAGCGAAACUAUGAUCUCACAGCACUGGACUCCCAGACCCAUGUUUUCACUGUGGCCCCUGUUCUGCUGAGUACACCAGCAGACGCUUAACUCCAAGCCCAGUUGGUGCCACAGAAGCACACUGAGAGCCAGCAGACUCAGAGCUGAGCUUAGCUGCUCUUCGCAUUCAGCAUGGUUGGGAAGUCAUUCAGUGAAGUUCUACAGUAAAGUAUUUAGCUGGCUCUGAAUGUGGGGCUGCUUUAGAGUCAGGACUUUUGUAGCUAUAGGCAUCAUACACAUGUCUAUCCCAAAGUUAAAUUACAAAUACAGCCCAUUACAAAGGAGUUCACCCUCCACUGUGAUCAGGUAAACAAUGACAUUAGAUACAGCUGUCCACAAAAAGACCCUUCCCCAAAUCUGGCAACGAGGCAUGGAGAGUUAUUCUACAACUGCAUACAAACUUUCUUUCACAUGUUGUUACAUGAAAACUCUUACAUGGAAAAAUGGCAACAUGAAAAACAAGAGGUGGGAAGAGAGAAUUCUAUUCUCAGUAAAACUGGGGUAACACCAAUAAAGUGGAGUUGUUCUGGAUUUGUGCUGCUUUAAGUACUUAUGCUACUUUUUAUAAAAUUUAUUUUAAUAUAUGCGAUGCAAAAUAUAGUUCAGAGUUGAUCAGUUCUUUUUAAUAUCAAAUUUUAGUUUUGAAAUGAUUACAUACUUUAAGUAAAUGUAAUUUUAAAUCCCACAAUUUUCUGAUUCUUCUGAAUUUUUUAAUUGCUCUUUUAAAGUAUUUUCUUCACAGAAUAUAUAAUAUUCUGCUUUGCUGUUAAAUGAACAGCAUUUAUACAUUGAUAAAAGGAAUCUCUGCUUUUGAGAUUAAAAAGCAAAGGCAGUCAAAUAAUCAAAAGGCACAAUAUGGAUGGAUGCAGGAAAGUAGAAUUGUCUACAAAAAGAAAAUUGAAAUUAUAAUGACAGAUUAAUUAGAAUCAAGCUUCCGUAGGUGCCCAGGAAAAGCAACACCUGUAAUUUAAUAUUGAGCAAGCAGCACAUCUUACUUACAGCUUCUAUAGAGAAGAGAUUGUGAGCAAGUUUGUUUGCCUGCUGUCAAGGAAAGACACCAUGCAGUAUCAACACAUGUACCAGGAGACACCCAGGAAAGAUUCUGUAAGCCAAGAGUGGAAUAACAGCACAUGGGGAGUUUUUGAACUUGCAAAAUCAAGCUGAUGCCAGACCCACAGCUCUUCCACUCAGAGCUGAGUUACAGCAGCUGAACACUGGCAUGCAGAGAAUGGAGAAGCAAGAGCUUGUCCUCAUCUGUGCAGAACUUUUUAUUUAAUGUGGCCAUCACACCCAGCCUAGCUCCAUGUGGCUUGUCUAUGCCUUCCUUCCCAUUUUAAUAAGAACUUGGGAAACCAGUGUCCUGCUCUCCUCUUGAUGUAGAACCACACAGAUUCAUGUUUUGAGCUGCUGUUUCUUAAUUAGUAUUGGGGAAGGUACAAGCAAAUCUUACAGCCAUAUGACACAGGACAAACAGUCCAUUACCUGAUGGAAACCCGGUAUUUCAAGGCAGAGUGCCCUAGGGAUGAAAGCCCAAUUUUUCAGAGCGGGUGUGCUCUUUUCUGAAAUAUAAAUCAUGUGCACUACAUGGAAAUACACUAUAGUGUAUUGUGAAAUGAAUACAUUAAUUGCUGAAUCUAUAACACUGAGUAUGUAUAUACAUCACACCUGAGAUAUUUAUACAAUAUAAUAAGUCUUAGAUGUAUAACAUAAUGAAUUCUGUACAAAAUAAACUGUAAGUUAAGACAAUGAAAGAGGACUUUUAUAUCUGUGUAAUGUGUAUGCUGAUUAAGUUCUUCAAGCCUCAGUUUUCAUCUUUAAAUGUGCCCUUUAAAAAAAAAAAAGUUUCUUAUAGGAAGAUGUCUGAAAUACAGACUGCACCUUUCAGCAAAGAAGCACCUGAAAGACUGAAGGAAAACGAUUCUGCUGGAGAAAUAAACAUCAUGCUCAUGUGAUUCUUUCCUAAACUGACUAAACCAUUUUGCAUUUAUAGUG
Apus apus (common swift) is the source of this 7980-nucleotide messenger RNA. RefSeq names its product transmembrane protein 132B (gene TMEM132B). NCBI's taxonomy places the organism in Eukaryota, Metazoa, Chordata, Aves, Apodiformes, Apodidae. The record is from RefSeq and is a predicted model, not a curated record. Bases 4 to 3267 code for a protein of 1087 amino acids. The transcript has 9 exons.